GUUUCUUAUCACUUGUUUACUUCGCUAUCAGUGUUGACAGUUGUAUAACCCCACUCCAACGUUUACUCUUACGGUGGUUUUAACGUUACCAGUUAUUUAGCUUUACAUUAACUUUUACUCUCAACUAUUACAGCAAAAUGCCUCACACUAAAGUUGCAAUUGUCACAGGGAGCAACCAAGGUAUUGGAUUGGAAAUCGUGAAAAAUCUCUGUGAGAAGUUCCCAGGUGUUGUGUUUUUGACAUCAAGGGACAUUAGGAAAGGAGAAGAUGCUGUUGAAGCUCUUAAAAAGCUUUCACUGAAACCAGAAUAUCAUCAGCUUGAUGUCUUGGACAAGGAGAGCAUCGCCAGGUUUGCCAAGUUUAUUAAAGAGAAGUAUGGAGGCAUUGAUGUACUUGUUAAUAACGCUGCUAUUGCAUACCAAGUUGACUCUCCAGAACCUUUCGGAGAACAGGCAGAGGUGACCUUGACGACCAACUACUUCGGUCUGCUAGCUGUCUGCCAUGCUCUGUUCCCUUUACUCAGACCCCAUGCCAGAGUGGUCAACCUCUCCAGCAGCGAGGGUCACUUGUCCAAAAUCCCUGGAGAGGCUAUACGUGAUCGUCUUCGGGACCCCGAUCUCACUGAAGAGGGACUGACGUGUCUCGUGAAGGAGUUUAUAGAUUCUGCGAAGGCUGGAACAUACAACGAGACAGGUUGGGGUCGCAGUUCCUACCGGGUGUCCAAGAACGCAGUGAACGCCCUGACAUUCCUGCAGCAGAAGGCUUUUGAUCGGGAUUCCAGAUCGGACAUCGUAGUGAACGCUGUACACCCAGGCUUCUGUACCACCAACAUGACUCGGCACAAGGGGGUUUUAACACCACAGCAAGGUGCUGAUGCUCCCGCAUAUCUCGCAUUGUUGCCUCCAAACGUCUCUCAGCCCAGGGGACAGUACGUGUGGAAAGAUCGAACAAUUGUUAGUUGGAUAGAACCGCUCAAGGAAAGAUUUUAAAAAUAUAAUUUUAGACAAGUCAGGGUAAAAAGUAAAAUGUAUGUUUUACUCUUAUUCUUAGAAAAGAUGUAGUCAAAUUAAAAUAGAACAAGGGAGUUGUUAAAAUUAACAUUUAAUGCUAUUUAUUUAUGGACAUUAAACAGAUAUGUCUGUGAAACUAAUGCACUUAAUUGAAAGGCUUUAAAUAAAGAUUAAAAUAAAAAAUCUUGUAUUUUCACCCUUAUUCUAAAUUUCUUAAAUGGACCCUUUUUUUCUGCAGAUUGUAAUUGAACAAGUUUACGCAUAGUAAUUGAUUUAUUCGUCCAUAACAUAAAUAUUUUUGUUUUUAAUAUCAUAAACAUAUUUGCAUUCUUUGAGUUAAGUUAGGUGUUCACCUUUUUUUAAGUUAAUUAUAGUGUGUGUGCUUGAAAGAGUGGUAAGUAUUGGAGCCUAAAUUAGAAGAAACAAGCCCAUCCUGAGUGCCUGUGUGCAGACAUGGCUGAAUGAACGCUUGACCGACGGUUACUACAUUUUAUAUUAUGUGCAGUUCAUAAUCAAGAAGUACGUAAAAAAAUUAAAUCUAAAAAUAAGAUAUAGAGCUUGGCAGAAUGCAGUCAAGUAUAUGUGACAAAGAUCCACGGAUGAGAUAAGUAGUUUGAUUUCUAUGAAAUUCAGUAUUUUAAAGUCUCAUCUUUUAACAUUAAUCCAAAACAAUUAGUUCAUAACUUUGAUAUUUUAUAUCUGUACUCAGUACUCAGUAUGAUACCGCAUUUAUUUUGUUUACUUAAUAGUGACGUUUAGAGAAAAGUUUUGAUUGACAUUUUAGUAAUAUUUAUAUUUUUAAUUAAAAGACCAAAUUGUAUGGUAAACGGCAUCUACAAGAUAACAACUCUUUGUAACAUAACCAUAUACCAGAAAACAACAAAGUACUCUGACGUUAUAUGUGUACCAGAUGUCGAGUUGAUACUUCCCCUCCCCUCCCCUCCCACAUCACCUUUCAGCAGUAGGCGCCAUAUUGAAAACUGUUUAUGGCCCUUGGAAGUUUCCUAGGUUAUGAUGCAAUGAACGUGAAUCGUGCUCUCGCUCUGUAACUUACGUUUGAUGAUGCUCUUCGUCUCUGUUUGUGACAAGAAGCAUUUAAAGAAAACGAGAAAUAAACCCGACAAAAUAAUGUUAAAAGUUAAAGUAGAUCAUUAUUGUACUAUCUUAUUGCCUAAUUUAAGUAAAAUUUCAUAAAUAGAAGAAGAAAUACUGUAUAAUAAGUUAAACUGGAUUUUAAUGUACAAUACAAUGUCUAUGUGUAGUGCUUUAUAUGGAAUAUCAUCUAACAUAUUAUGUUUGCAAAAGUAAGCAAUAAAAAAUUAAAUAAUCACAAAACAUAAAACAAUGUUUUUUAAAAUAUAGUUUUGUGAACGUGCUACUAAUGUUACAAAAUGUUUCUAAAUUUACCAAACGUCCUGUAAGUAUAAUAAAUAUCUAAAUUUUAACAGAGUUAUGAAAACAUGCCUCAGAUAAAGGUUAUAAGUUAACUAUUUAAUUAAAUAAAUAAAUAAUAAUUGAAUAUUGGAAUAAUAUUGAUCAAUGUCAUAUUUUGAUAACCAAAGAAUUACCAAGUGUGAUAUUUUCCCUGAGUAACCAAUAAAUACUUCAUGACACAGGAAAGUGAGAUUUCCUUGUCCGAUUAUUAAUAAA
This is a messenger RNA of Homalodisca vitripennis (glassy-winged sharpshooter), 2660 nucleotides long. RefSeq names its product carbonyl reductase [NADPH] 3-like. The transcript is spliced from 6 exons. Gene Ontology annotation, molecular function: carbonyl reductase (NADPH) activity. The record is from RefSeq and is a predicted model, not a curated record. Lineage: Eukaryota; Metazoa; Arthropoda; Insecta; Hemiptera; Cicadellidae. The coding region runs from base 138 to 989 and encodes 283 amino acids.